Messenger RNA from Cajanus cajan (pigeon pea), 1088 nucleotides. Lineage: Eukaryota; Viridiplantae; Streptophyta; Magnoliopsida; Fabales; Fabaceae. The record is from RefSeq and is a predicted model, not a curated record.
ACAAACUUGUGUUUCUUUCAAGCUUUGGAAUAAUGUCUGUGUGAAUUGUGACUUUGAGAUAAAGCCAAAGAUGUAAUUUCCUUUUUUGUGAGACUAGUAACAGUCAUUGACAGAACCUUUAACUUGACUUGCUCUUCCUUGAGUUCAUUUUUCUUCUUCAUCAUCACUAUUAUCUUCUUUUCAAGGAAACAUCUGUGAAGUGAUCUUUUUUAAUAGAGAGAGAUGGAGUAUUGUGAGAAGGGAGACAAGGUGAUGAACCAAAACAACAUGCAAGGUUGUCCCAAAUCAGGGCCUGGCUAUGCUUCACCACUGGCAGCCAUGUCUGGUCCUAGAGAAACUCUCCUGUAUGUCACUGCUAUCUACUCAGGAAGGGAGAAGCCUGACUUUCUGGCCACAGUGGAUGUGGAUCCAAGCUCUCCAACAUAUUCGAAAAUUAUCCAUAGGCUGCCUGUACCUUAUUUAGGUGAUGAAUUGCACCACUUUGGGUGGAAUUCUUGCAGCUCUUGCUAUGGAGAUCCAUCAGCAGUUCGUCGAUAUCUAAUUUUACCUUCACUGGUAUCAGGCCGCAUUUAUGUGGUUGACACAAAAACAAAUUCAAGGUCUCCAUCUUUGCACAAAGUUGUUGAGCCUGAAGAAAUCAUUAGUAAGACUGGAUUAGCUUAUGGGCACACAUCUCAUUGCCUUGCUUCUGGUGAUGUAAUGAUCUCAUUUCUUGGAGAUAAAGAUGGAAAUGCAGCAGGAAGUGGAUUUCUUCUUCUUGAUCCAGAAUUUAAUGUGAAGGGAAGGUACCCUUUUAUAGGUUACAUUGAGAAAUACAAUAAUAAUGCACAUUGGGAUGUCAAAAUGCACUUAAAUUACCAAUUCCUAUUCAUUUUUUCAUGCAUUUGGUUUCUGACUUUCUGUGAGAAAUGGUGCAUACACAUGCCCGUAUAUUACUAUCCAUAGAAAUGAAAAAAGUUUUGCAAAAGAUUUAGUGUAGAAUCAUUAAAUAAUUGUUUUAUGGCAGCAUAUUUCUUGGCAGUUCUAUGAAACUAGUAAUACGAAAUAGUUAUCAUUUCAGUGGAUUAUUUUCUAGUUACUAGUUUGUA